CUUAUCUGAUGAAUUCAUACAUCAACUUCUUAAUUUCAGAAAGUAACUUCUUUGAAUGCUACCGUGGAGAGGGCACAAAUUCCCACUGUUAUGAAAACUGAUCUCAAGGCCAAGCUCUCAGUCCUCCAGAAUCAAGUUAUAAAGGCCAAAAAGAAGAUAGCUGCAGAGAAUAUACAAAAAGCCGUUAAAGCUGCCUCAGAAAUGGCUGAAGCUGCAGCUGAUGGUGGAAAAGCAUACUGCAUCUUGCAGAUUGGCGUGGGUUUGGACACUGCUGCAGUCCGUGAAGCAGUUGUCAAAGUCAUGGAGCAGAAGGGUAUGGCAGUUCUGGUAUUCAGCAAAGAUGAAGCUGCAAACAAAGUUUUGGUCUGUGCUGGUGUACCUGAGAAAGGUGACAAGUGCCAGCAGUUGAAUGUUAAAGAUUGGUUGAAUGCAGCUUUGAAGCCCUUAGGAGGUAAGGGUGGAGGUGGAAAAGGUGGUCUCUCCCAAGGCCAGGCAACUGAUAUAUCAAAAGUUGACGAGGCAAUGGAUGUUGCAGCAACAUUUGCAGCUAUGAAAUUAAAUUGAUGAGUAAGGCCAGUAUGUCAUUGCAGUGUUCAAUGGCCGAGGCUGAUGCAACUAUUCUAAGCAAUAUUGAUUGAUCAAGAUUUUCAAUGGGUCGUGGAGGCUGUCUCAGAGCUAACUUCCAUCAUAUACAACUGUGUGGUCAUUUAUGUUGCUUUCUGUGAGCUAACUUUUUACAUGCAGAAAGUAAAGGAAAAUUAGAGAAGAUUUAUAUUGAACUUACCUGCUUAUUGCAUACUGCAUAAUUGUUAUACACGAGAACGAUGAAAAUAGAAAGAUUUUCCUGUUGUGAUA
Molecule: messenger RNA, 855 nt
Organism: Solanum verrucosum
Lineage: Eukaryota; Viridiplantae; Streptophyta; Magnoliopsida; Solanales; Solanaceae
Product: alanine--tRNA ligase-like
Exons: 4
Coding region: 91-564 (157 amino acids)
Biological process (GO): alanyl-tRNA aminoacylation; tRNA modification
Cellular component (GO): mitochondrion; chloroplast
Molecular function (GO): aminoacyl-tRNA deacylase activity; alanine-tRNA ligase activity; nucleic acid binding
Source: RefSeq, a predicted model, not a curated record